AUGAAUAUGACACAAGAAGAACCAUCUGUAACUGUUUUUAGAGAAUUCCUUAGAAUUAGAACAGACCAUCCAACUCCAGACUAUGAAGGAUCAACAAAGUUCUUGGUUGAGAAAGCAAAGCAAUAUGGACUUCAAUGUGAGGUCUUUAGAGAAACUGGAUUACCAAUUGUAAUUAUGAAGAUCGAAGGAGAAGAUCCAACAUUACCAGCUGUUUUGUUAAAUUCACAUGUUGAUGUUGUACCAGCUGUAUUCGAUCACUGGAAAGUCAAUCCUUUCGAGGCAUACAAAGACGAAGAAGGAAACAUCUUUGCCAGAGGAACACAAGAUAUGAAGUGUGUUACCAUUCAAUUCUUAGAGGUAGCCGCUAGAUUUGUAAAGAGUGGAAAGAAAUUCAAGAGAAAUCUUUAUUUAACUUUUGUACCAGGUAAUUACCAUGUUAUUUUCAAUCAUAACAACAACAACAACAAUAACAAUAACUUAACAUUCAAACUUAUUACUACUAUUUUCAUUAUCUCUUUAGAUGAAGAAAUCGGAGCAGGUCAAGGAAUGGAACCAUUUGUAUUGACUAACAAGUUUAAAGAAAUGAAUAUUGGUAUGGCCAUUGAUGAAGGUCUUGCCAAUCCAAAUGAUGAGUUCACUGUAUUCUACGGUGAGAGAGCACCAUGGUGGGUACAUAUCACUGCUGAAGGUAAUACUGGUCAUGGUUCAAGAUUCAUUGAAGGUACUGCUGUUGAGAAAUUGUUGAGAACAGUCAAUAAGAUGUUACAGUUCCGUCAGGAUCAAUUCAAUGAAUUACACAAAGGACACCACGAGUGUGGAAAGAAACUUGGAGAUGUAACCACUUUGAAUUUGACGGUUUUGAAAGCCGGUGUCGGUGAAGGACCAUUCCCCAACUACAGUUACAAUGUGAUUCCAACAACCGCCGAGGCCGGUUUCGAUAUUCGUAUUCCACCGACUGUCAAUCUCGAGAAGUUCCUCGAGCAGAUCAGAGAGUGGACCAGCGAGGAAGGUCUUUCAUUCAAGUUUGCCAACUACACCGAGAAGAACGAGUUGACCGACUUGAAGAAUCCCGACUUGAAGUGGUGGACCAUUUUCCAAGAGUCUUGCUCCAAGAUGGGUGUAAAGUUGAUCCCAGAGAUCUUCCCGGCCGCCACUGACUCGAGAUUCAUUAGAAACCUCGGUAUUCCAGCGUUUGGAUUCUCGCCAAUCAACAACACCCCCAUUUUGCUACACGAUCACAACGAAUUCCUCAACGAAAAAACAUUCUUACGUGGCAUUGAUAUCUAUGAAGGUUUAAUCCCAAAUCUUGCAAACAUGUUAUUAAAAGAAGAUUUCAAGAGACAAUUGUUUUGA
Messenger RNA from Heterostelium album PN500, 1353 nucleotides. It is a transcript of the gene acy1, whose product is annotated as N-acyl-L-amino-acid amidohydrolase. Gene Ontology annotation, molecular function: aminoacylase activity. The transcript is spliced from 6 exons. NCBI's taxonomy places the organism in Eukaryota, Evosea, Eumycetozoa, Acytosteliales, Acytosteliaceae. Bases 1 to 1353 code for a protein of 450 amino acids. The record is from RefSeq and is a predicted model, not a curated record.